Messenger RNA from Poeciliopsis prolifica (blackstripe livebearer), 5030 nucleotides. It is a transcript of the gene uggt1, whose product is annotated as UDP-glucose glycoprotein glucosyltransferase 1. Gene Ontology annotation, molecular function: UDP-glucose:glycoprotein glucosyltransferase activity. Lineage: Eukaryota; Metazoa; Chordata; Actinopteri; Cyprinodontiformes; Poeciliidae. The coding region runs from base 25 to 4647 and encodes 1540 amino acids. The transcript has 41 exons. The record is from RefSeq and is a predicted model, not a curated record. Gene Ontology annotation, cellular component: endoplasmic reticulum.
GUGAGGACCCACCCUCUGCGCAUCAUGGAAACAGGAAGCUACAGAGCCGGCUUCGGUACAGGCAGGAGGAUGUGGCUCCUGUGUGUCCUGCUCCUGUCUCUGCUGUCUCUUGUUUUCAGUGCGGCAGACUCGAAGGCCAUCACCACCACCCUUGCAACCAAAUGGGCUGAUACUCCGCUGCUGUUGGAAGCCAGUGAGUUUCUGGCGGAGGAGAGCCAGGACAAGUUCUGGGACUUUGUUGAGGCCAAUCAAAACAUCGAGGGAGAGCAUGAUGACACAGACCAAGCUUACUAUGAGCUGAUUGUGAAGAAAGCCAGUGCUCUGCUGAGCUCCGUCCAGCUGAACAUGCUGAAGUUCGCCCUCUCUCUGAGAGCGUACUCUGCCACAGUUCACUCCUUCCAGCAGAUUGCGUCCAUUGAGCAUCCUCCCUCUGGCUGCUCAACUUUCAUCAGCGUACAUGGAGAGAAAUCCUGUUCUCCAGAAAGCUUGGCAACGCUGUUGAAAACUGCAAUGGAAAGACCGAAGCCAUACCUUUUCAAAGGUGACCAUAGAUACCCGGGAUCAAAUCCAGACACGCCUGUGAUCAUCCUCUAUGCUGAGCUCGGGACGCCAGAUUUCCAGAAGUUCCACCAAAUCCUAACAUCCAAAGUCAACGAAGGGUCGGCAGCUUACGUGCUUCGUCACUAUGUGGCUAAACCUAAUGAAAACAAAGUGUAUCUGUCGGGGUACGGAGUAGAGCUGGCUAUUAAAAACCAGGAGUACAAGGCAAAGGAUGACACACAAGUUCAAGGGGCGGAGGUGAACGCUACAGUCAUCGGCGAGAACGAUCCGGUGGAUGAGGUCCAGGGAUUCCUUUUUGGCAAACUGAAGACUCUCUAUCCAGAGCUUAAGGAACAACUGAAGGAGUUGAGGAAGCACUUAGUAGAAAGCACCAAUGAAAUGGCACCGCUAAAGGUCUGGCAAAUGCAAGAUCUGAGUUUCCAGACAGCAGCUCGCAUUCUUGCAGCUCCUGCUGUUGAUGCCCUCAACGUUAUGAAAGACCUCAGUCAGAACUUUCCCACCAAAGCCAGGUCCAUCACAAAAACUGUGGUCAAGUCUGAAAUCCGCAAAGAGAUUGAGGAGAACCAAAAGUUUUUCAAAGGAACACUGGGAUUGCAGCCUGGAGACUCAGCCCUGUUCAUCAACGGGCUGCAUAUAGAUCUGGACACACAAGACAUCUUCAGUGUGCUGGACGUGCUCCGCAGUGAAGCGAGGGUUAUGGAGGGUCUGCGCUCCCUUCUCAUCGAGACGCCCUACAUCCACGACAUCCUGAAACUCAACGUUCAGCCGUCCGACUCUGAUUACGCCGUCGAUAUUCGUAACCCUGCCAUCUGCUGGAUUAACAACCUGGAGACGGACCACAGGUACAGCUCAUGGCCCUAUAAUGUCCAGGAGCUGCUCAGACCAACCUUCCCCGGAGUCAUCAGGCAAAUCCGCAAGAACUUCCACAAUCUGGUGAUCAUUGUGGAUCCGACCCAGGAGAACGCUGCUGAACUGCUGAGCGUGGCAGAGAUGUUUUAUGCCAACAACAUCCCACUCAGAAUCGGACUCGUAUUCGUGGUGUCUGACGAAGACGACGUAGACGGCAUGCAGGACGCAGGCGUAGCCCUGGUCCGAGCCUACAACUACAUCACCGACGAGGUGAACAGUCACAGCGCAUUCGAAGCCGUCGUCUCGAUGUUUAACCGCGUGACGAUUGGAGGAAAGCUAAGUGUUGGAGACGUCGUUAAAGUGCUGGAGAAGAGAUUUCCCUACGUGGAGGUCAGCAGCGUCCUGGGAGCCGAUUCGAGCUACGACAACAACAGGAAGAAAGGGAAGGCGUACUACGAGCAAACAGGAGUGGGCCCGUUGCCCGUGGUGAUGUACAACGGUAUCCCUUACCAGCGUGAGCAACUGGACCCUGAUGAACUGGAAACCACCACAAUGCAAAAAAUCCUGGAAACCACAUCUUUUUACCAGAGAGCAGUCUACUUGGGUGAGCUGGCCACAGAUCACGACGUCGUCGACUUCAUCAUGAACCAGCCGAACGUUGUUCCUCGCAUUAACGCCAGAGUGUUGUCAACCAGCAGAACCUACCUGGACCUGUCCAAUACGAACAACUACUUUAUUGACGAUUAUGCUCGUUUCUCCACUUUGGACUCAAAGGAGAAGAGCACGGCUGUAGCCAACAGCAUGAACUACAUGACUAAGAAAGGGAUGGCCUCCACCAACAGCCAUGAUGAUGGAUACAUCCGCCCUGUGACUUUCUGGGUAGUCGGAGACUUUGAUAAGCCCUCAGGACGCCAGCUGCUUUACGACGCCAUCAGACACAUGAAAACCAGCAACAACGUCCGACUGGGGAUGAUCAACAACCCGUCGUCGGAUCCGUCUGCGGAGACGACCCGCGUUGCCAGAGCGAUCUGGUCUGCCAUGCAGACGCAGUCGGCCAAUAAUGCCAAGAACUUCAUCACCAAGAUGUCCAAAGAGGAAACAGCAGAGGCCCUGGAGAAAGGCGUGGACGUCGGAGAGUUUGCUGUCGGGGGAAUGGAUUUGUCGUUGUUCAAAAGCGCUUAUGAGGGUCCCAAAUUUGACUUCCUGCUUUCCCACGCUGCCUACUGCCGAGACGUGCUCAAACUGAAGAAAGGACAGAGGGCGGUCAUCAGCAACGGACGGAUCAUCGGGCCGCUGGAGGAGAACGAGGUGUUCAAUCAGGACGACUUCUUGCUUCUGGAGAACAUCAUCCUGAAAACAUCAGGGGAGCGCGUCAAAAGCAAAGUCCAGCAGUUUGAGAUGGAGGAGGACAGGGCCAGCGACCUUGUGAUGAAAGUGGAUGCUCUGCUGUCUUCUCAGCCCAAAGGGGAAUCCAGGAUAGAGUACGGCUUUUCAGACGAUCGCUACAGCGCCGUAAAGAUCCGUCCGCAGGAGGGAGACGUGUACUUUGAUGUCGUUGCCGUGGCGGAUCCAGUAACGAGAGACGCACAGAAACUGGCUCCUCUUUUAUCAGUUUUGAAGCAGCUCGUAAACGUCAACCUGAGGGUUUUCAUGAACUGCCAGUCGAAGCUGUCAGAUAUGCCUCUAAAAAGUUUUUACCGCUACGUGUUGGAGCCGGAGGUGGCCUUCCAGCCCGAUGCGUCGUUCUCCCGGGGACCCAUGGCCAAGUUCCUGGACAUGCCUCAGUCUCCGCUCUUCACCCUGAACCUCAACACCCCCGAGAGCUGGAUGGUGGAGUCUGUGCGCACCCGCUACGACCUCGACAACAUCUACCUGGAGGAGGUGGAGAACAUCGUGGCGGCCGAGUACGAGCUGGAGCACCUGCUGCUGGAGGGCCACUGUUUCGACGUCAGCUCGGGUCAGCCGCCGCGAGGCCUUCAGUUCACUCUGGGGACCGCCGCCGAGCCCGUCAUCGUGGAUACCAUCGUCAUGGCAAACUUGGGCUACUUCCAGCUCAAAGCCAACCCCGGCGCCUGGAUGCUGAAGCUGAGGAAAGGACGCUCAGAUGAAAUCUACAAGGUUUACAGCCACGACGGCACAGAUUCCCCGUCGGACUCGGAUGACAUUAUCGUGGUGCUGAACAAUUUCAAGAGUCGAAUCAUUAAAGUGAAGGUUCAGAAGAAGCCGGACAAAUUUAACGAGGAGCUGCUGAGUGAUGGAACGGAGGAAAACGACUCCGGCUUCUGGAAAUCUCUGGCCAGAGGCUUCACAGGCGGAGGGAAAGCUGAAGAGCCGAAGCAGGAGAAAGACGACGUGAUCAACAUUUUUUCUGUGGCUUCAGGGCAUCUGUACGAGAGGUUCCUCAGGAUCAUGAUGCUGUCAGUCCUAAAGAACACCAAAACCCCCGUCAAGUUCUGGUUCCUGAAGAACUAUCUGUCCCCGACUUUCAAGGAGUUCAUCCCCCACAUGGCGAAGCAGUAUGGUUUCCAGUAUGAGCUGGUCCAGUACAAGUGGCCGCGCUGGUUGCACCAGCAGACGGAGAAGCAGAGGAUCAUCUGGGGCUAUAAGAUCCUCUUCCUGGAUGUUCUGUUUCCUCUCGCUGUGGAUAAGAUCCUGUUUGUGGACGCAGACCAGAUCGUGCGAACAGACCUGAAGGAGCUGCGGGACUUUGACCUGGAGGGCGCUCCGUACGGCUACACGCCGUUCUGCGAAAGCCGCAGGGAGAUGGACGGCUACCGCUUCUGGAAGUCCGGCUACUGGGCGAGCCACCUGGCCGGGCGCAAGUACCACAUCAGCGCCCUCUACGUCGUCGACUUGAAGAAGUUCAGGAAGAUCGCUGCGGGAGACCGCCUGAGAGGACAGUACCAGGGACUCAGCCAAGACCCCAACAGCCUGUCCAACCUGGACCAGGAUCUUCCCAACAACAUGAUCCACCAGGUUCCCAUCAAGUCUCUGCCUCAGGAGUGGCUGUGGUGUGAGACCUGGUGUGACGACAGCUCCAAAAGGACAGCGAAGACCAUAGAUCUGUGCAACAAUCCAAUGACGAAGGAGCCCAAGCUGCAGGCGGCGGUGAGGAUCGUAGCCGAGUGGUCGGACUACGACCAGGAGAUCAAACGUCUCCAGACGUCCAGAGCGCGGGACGGGCCGAGCCGCUCGACGGGUCAGCAGCGGGUCACAGAUCCUCACAUAGAGCUGUGAAGAUCCGCAGAGAUCUGGACUGUAAAAAUGGGCCCGGCGGAGAGCUUCCUGCUGACGGAACCGACCACAAACAAACUGGUUCAUACAGAUUUCUUGGGGGCGGGGGGUUAUGUAUAUGUGGGGUAAACACACACACACACAUGGCAGGAAUGUACUUUGUUUUCUGUAUUGGAUGUUUGCACUGAUUUCAGGUCUCACUGGUGGAACAGGAACAAAACUUGAUAUUCGUCCUCUGAGUCGGGGAUGACAGACGGUUUUUAGUAACAAGGUACAGGGGAGGCUUGGGGAUAAUGGUUGGUGUCAUGAAGGGAAAUUAUGUAUAAAAAUAGUCAAAAAUGUCAUUCCUCAUGUUGAGACUGGAUUAAAUGAGUUCCUGCCUUUUC